AUGACUGUGUGCAAAUUGGAUAAUUAUUCAGUAGAAUUUCUAAUCGAUUCAGGAGCGUCCAUUAAUACAAUUACAGAAGAAGUAUGGCAAUCGAUUAAAUUUAAUCGGGUCAAAAUUUUCAACCUGAAGCAUGAUUGUGAUCGACAGUUCUUGGCCUACGCCAGUCAAACUCCGUUGCAAGUCCUAGCAGUAUUUGAAGCCCACAUUUCUGUCGACGCAUCGAAGCCGAAAACUUAUGCUGAGUUUUUCGUGGUGGAAUGUGCUAAUAGAUGUUUAUUAAGCAAACGCACAGCAGAGGAAAUGAAAGUUCUCAAAGUGGGUCUAGAAGUACAACAGAUAUCUGAUCACGUAGAACCGUUUCCCAAGUUUCCGGGUAUUCAGCUUAAGCUUUCGAUAGAUCCUAAAGUGGCUCCAAAGAAAAUAGCAUACAUUCGGAUUCCUAUUGCCAUGGAGGCAAAAGUGGAUGCUAAAAUACAGGAGAUGUUGGACUCUGAUGUGAUCGAACCGGCUACGGGUCCAACAGAUUGGAUUUCCCCGAUGGUCGUAGUACCCAAGGGCAAGAGUGACAUCCGAAUUUGUAUCAACAUGAAGUACCCAAAUGAAGCCAUUCAUCGUGAACAUUUUCCGUUACCUGUCAUAGAAACGUUCCUGAACAAGUUAAGAGGAGCGAGAUAUUUUUCGAAACUUGAUAUAGUUUCGGCUUAUCAUCACGUAGAGUUGCAUCCGGAAUCCCGGGCUAUUACCACCUUUAUGACAGCUCGUGGCUUGAUGCGCUUCAAGCGGCUGAUGUUUGGCAUCAACUGCGCACCCGAAAUUUAUCAGAGGAUAAUGACGGAGAUGCUUGCAGGAAUCGAUGGUGUCAUUGUUUAUAUUGAUGACAUUGUGGUUGUUGGUGCGACGAGAGAACAACACGACUCCCGACUAAUGCAUGUACUGUCUGUUUUGAAGCAAAAUAAAGCUAAAAUAAAUGAUGGCAAAUGUUUGUUCGGAGUCAAAGAGCUGGAUAUUCUAGGAUUCAAAGUUAAUGCAGGCGGAAUUCGCCCCUCCGAUGAAAAAAUAGCUGCAAUCAAAAAUUUUCGACAACCCAAAUCAAAAGAAGAGGUACGCAGCUUUCUUGGUCUGGUGAAUUUCGUAGGACAUUUUAUACCGCACCUUUCAACGAGAUCUGAACCUCUUCGCAAGUAUAUCCGAGGGGAAAUUGAAACAUUUGACAAAGAUCAGCAGAAUGCAUUUGACGACUUGCGUAAUGAACUUUCUACAAAUGUGAGAAAGUUAGGCUACUUUGACCCAAAUGGAGUAACUGAGUUAUAUGUGGAUGCUUCUCCAGUGGGCCUCGGCGCCGUCCUAGUACAGAGGACUGAAGAUAACACACCCCGUAUUAUAAGCUUCGCUUCUAAAGGUUUGACGGAUACCGAAAAACUUUAUCCGCAGACCCAACGAGAAGCCUUGGCGGUGGUAUGGGCGGUGGAAAAGUUUUAUUUGUAUCUCUUUGGACUCAAAUUCACUAUUUUCACCGACCACAAAACACUCCAAUACAUUUAUGGAGGUAAAUAUCGGGAUGGCCGACGGGCGUGUUCAAGAGCCGAGAGUUGGGCCUUGCGGUUACAACCAUACGAUUUUGAAAUGAAAUAUAUUCCGGGGAAAAGUAAUAUUUCCGAUAUCGUAUCUCGGUUGUGUCCAACAGUAGACAAAGAGUUUGACGAUAAUUCAGAACAUUACCUUUGUGCGCUAGGUGAGGAUUUAGAGGCCAUUACGUUAGAUGCCAUACGGCGUGAAACCGAAACCGAUUCAAUUUUGAAAGACGUGUGUACGGCUUUAAAGGAAGGGAGCUGGCCCACUCAUCUUUACCAGUACCAAGCAUUCGCAAAAGAACUCGGCAUGAUAAACGGAAUUUUAGUGCGGGACGAGAGAAUAGUGUUGCCCCAAAGUCUACAAAUCAGAGCUCUCUCUAUAGCACACAGAGGGCAUCCUGGCAUCAUAGCCAUGCGCCGAAAUCUAAGAGAAAGAUUAUGGUGGCCACGUAUGGACGAUGAUGUUCAGAAGAAAGUUAAGCUUUGUCUUGGUUGUACCGUUGUAAGUCGACAAAAUCCUCCUGAGCCAAUGAUUCGGAGUGAGAUGCCGGAACGUGCUUGGCAGGACAUUGCGAUAGAUUUUUUUACGGCUAAGGAGUAUGCAACUUUUCUAGUGGUUGUAGAUUAUUUUAGUCGGUUCCUUAAAGUAAUCGAAAUGAAGGGGACAUCAGCUUCAAAAACUAUAGAUGCACUGGAAACCAUUUUCAACGAACAUGCAUAUCCAGAGAGCAUUCGGUGUGACAAUGGUCCACCAUUCUCAAGUGAUGAAUUUUCGGAAUAUUGUUUAAAGAAAAACGUCCGAUUAAUUAAAUGUAUCCCGUACUGGCCGCAGAUGAAUGGGCUUGUAGAGCGGCAGAACCAGGGAAUCCUGAAGACUCUCCGGAUAGCCAAAGCCACAAAGAGUGACUGGAAGAAAGCCAUUAAGGAAUACGUGUAUAUGCACAAUACUACACCUAAUUCGGUAACAGGUAAAGCCCCUCUGGAGCUCAUGACAGGUCGUCCGGUGAAAGACAUGCUUCCAUCUUUGCGAACGGAAAGGUUAAGGAAUAAAAACGAAGAAAUAAGCGACAGGGAUGCCAUAUUGAAGAUGAAAGGCAAACUAGCCUAG
Uranotaenia lowii is the source of this 2679-nucleotide messenger RNA. RefSeq lists its product as uncharacterized. The record is from RefSeq and is a predicted model, not a curated record. The transcript has 3 exons. Gene Ontology annotation, biological process: DNA integration; proteolysis. Lineage: Eukaryota; Metazoa; Arthropoda; Insecta; Diptera; Culicidae. Bases 1 to 2679 code for a protein of 892 amino acids. Gene Ontology annotation, molecular function: nucleic acid binding; aspartic-type endopeptidase activity.